Molecule: messenger RNA, 4235 nt
Organism: Mobula hypostoma (lesser devil ray)
Lineage: Eukaryota; Metazoa; Chordata; Chondrichthyes; Myliobatiformes; Myliobatidae
Product: tolloid-like protein 2
Exons: 21
Coding region: 78-3044 (988 amino acids)
Biological process (GO): proteolysis
Molecular function (GO): calcium ion binding; serine-type endopeptidase activity; metalloendopeptidase activity
Source: RefSeq, a predicted model, not a curated record
CGGGAUAGUCUGCCGGAGUGCACACCCGUCCCUCCGUCCGCCCGGCUGCUGUGCUCGCUCCCGCAUGCUCUUCCGCCAUGAAUCCCUGCCGCCUGCUCGUCGCCCACCUGCUGUUGCUGUGGAGCCGUGGGCUCGCCGCCGGAGCCUCGGCGGACCCUACCGAUUACGCGGACCCCUGUAAAGCGGUGGCUUUCUGGGGAGAUAUUGCUCUGGAUGAAGAGGAUCUGAAGUAUUUUCAUCGUGACAGAAGUUCAGAUUUAAUGGGACAGGGAACUGACAGAACAGGACACACAACUGGUGGGACGACUGAACUGCUACGAAGGCCUCAUACCAACGCCAUGGCAACUGGAGGCAGCAGGGCACUGAGAGGGGGUAACCGGGUCAGAGUGAGACGGAAGAACCAGCGUCGGCAAGCAGGAGCUUCCCACAGAAGAGUUGGCCGAGCUGCGACGUCGAAGCCAGAACGGAUCUGGCCCGGGGGAAUCAUUCCCUAUGUUAUAGGGGGCAAUUUCACCGGAAUGCAGAGAGCCAUAUUUAAGCAAGCAAUGAGGCACUGGGAGAAGUUCACGUGUGUCACGUUUGUGGAGCGAUCGACUGAGGACAGCUUCAUCGUCUUUACUUACAGACCAUGUGGGUGCUGCUCGUACGUGGGUCGCAGAGGGGGUGGACCCCAGGCCAUCUCCAUCGGCAAGAACUGUGACAAGUUUGGGAUCGUGGUGCAUGAGCUGGGCCAUGUGAUUGGGUUCUGGCACGAGCACACCCGGCCCGACAGAGAUGCCCAUGUCAGCAUCAUCAGAGAAAACAUCCAGCCAGGGCAGGAAUACAACUUCCUGAAGAUGGAGCCCGCUGAAGUGAAUUCCCUUGGAGAGACUUACGAUUUUAAUAGCAUAAUGCACUACGCUAGAAACACCUUCUCCAGGGGUGUUUUUCUGGAUACCAUCCUUCCUCGGAGAGAUGAUCAUGGCACAAGACCUACUAUUGGGCAGAGAGUAAAACUGAGCCAAGGAGACAUCAGCCAAGCCAAGAAACUGUACCAGUGCCCAGACUGUGGUGAAAGUUUGCAGGACUCGGUUGGGAAUUUCUCAACCCCUGGGUUUCCAAACAGCUACCCGUCCUUUUCCCAUUGUGUGUGGAGAAUAUCGGUGACACCAGGAGAGAAGAUCAUUUUAAACUUCACCACCAUGGACCUGUUUCAGAGCCGUCUCUGCUGGUACGAUUACAUUGAGGUACGGAAUGGGUACUCGAGGAAAGCACCACUCCUGGGCAGGUUCUGUGGUGGGAAGAUUCCGGAACCCAUUGUGUCCAGCGACAGUCGGCUCUGGGUCGAAUUCCACAGCAGCAGUAACUGGGUAGGCCGGGGAUUCUCCGCUGUUUAUGAAGCGAUCUGUGGAGGAGAACUCCACAAGGACACUGGCCAGAUUCAGUCUCCCAACUACCCUGAUGACUACCGGCCUUCCAAGGAGUGCAUCUGGACAAUUACCAUCCCCAAGCAUUUCCAGGUGGGCCUGGUCUUCCAGGCCUUCGAGAUGGAGCGGCACGAUACCUGUGCAUACGACUUCCUGGAGAUCCGUGAUGGUGGCGGCCCAGACGCUCCCCUCAUUGGCCUCUUCUGUGGUUACACUAAACCCAACGAUAUCAAAUCCAGCUCCAACAAACUCUGGAUGAGGUUCUUGUCAGAUAAUUCAAUCAACAAGGCGGGAUUCGCCGCAGACUUUUUCAAGGAGGAGGACGAGUGUGCCCGGCCAGAGCACGGUGGUUGUCAGCAGCGAUGUGUCAACACCCUGGGCAGCUACAGAUGCUCCUGUGAACCGGGCUAUGAGCUGGCAACAGACCGCAAGAGCUGUGAAGCUGCCUGUGGUGGAUUCCUCACUUCUCUGAACGGCACGGUGAGCAGCCCUGGCUGGCCCCACGAGUACCCUACCAACCGGAACUGUGUGUGGCAGCUCGUCGCCCCAGCGCAGUAUCGCAUCUCCCUGCUCUUCGAGGCCUUCGAGCUGGAGGGAAACGAGGUGUGCAAGUACGACUACGUCGAGGUUCACAGCGGGCUCUCCUCUGGAUCCAAACUGCACGGCAGGUUCUGUGGCACCGAGAGGCCUGACAUCAUCACCUCGCAGUUCAACAACAUGCGGAUCGAGUUCAAGUCUGACAACACCGUGUCCAAGAAAGGUUUCAAAGGACAGUUCUUCGCAGAUAAGGACGAGUGCUCGGUGAACAACGGGGGCUGUCAGCACGAAUGUGUGAACACGGUCGGGACUUACGUCUGCCAGUGUCGCAACGGGUUCACGCUGCAUGAGAACGGCCUCGACUGUAAGGAAGCUGGCUGCAGAAAUACAAUAAGCAGUGUGGAGGGAGUGAUCGCCAGCCCCAACUGGCCGGACAAGUACCCCAACCGCAAAGAGUGUACCUGGACCAUCUCUGCCCCCCCUGGGCACAGGGUCAAGCUGGCCUUCAGCGAGUUUGAAAUUGAGCAGCAUCAGGAAUGUGUUUAUGACUAUCUCGAGGUCUACGAUGGUCUUGGUGCAAGGUCCUCCUUUCUGGCCCGAUACUGUGGGAGUAAAAAGCCAGAGACGAUCGUCACCACGGGGAAUAAAAUGUUCAUCAAGUUUUUCUCUGAUGCCUCGAUCCAGAGGAAAGGAUUCCAGGCAAAACACAGCACAGUGUGUGGUGGGCAUCUCAGAGCCAAGGUCAGAGCCAAUGACUUGUACUCACAUGCACAGUUUGGAGACAACAAUUACCCUGGCCAGCUGCAUUGUGACUGGGUGAUCAUGGCAGAGGAUGGCUAUGGGGUGGAGCUGAUAUUUCAGACGUUUGAGAUCGAGGAAGAGGCUGACUGCGGAUACGAUUACAUGGAGAUAUACGACGGCCCUGACAGUGCGGCCCCUCGACUUGGGAGAUUCUGUGGAUCAGGGCUCCUUGAGGACAUGUACUCUGCAGGGGACUCGAUCAUGAUCCGAUUUCACACUGAUGACACCAUAAAUAAGAAAGGUUUUCACACUCGAUACACCAGCACCAAGUUUCAAGAUGAGCUGCACAUGAGGAAAUGACCACACCCCACUGGUGGUACGCUGGACUUUAAAAAUGCGGCUUACUUUACCUGUACUUUGACCAAGGAGGGUUGAGAGCCGUUUCUGCUUUUGGUUCAAAUUGAACAUGAUUCCAAAACAGGAAACAAAUCCUCCUUCAUCCAAACCAUUGAUUCAGUGUUACUUAUGAUUCUAUUCUGAAAGCUCUGCCCUGUCAGACUGACAUCUCUGUCCUCAUCCCCAUCCUUUCCUCCCUGUCCCUUUCCCCUUCCCCAUUCCUCUCUCCCAACCUCCCUUUCUCUGCCCUACCCUAUUGGCUCCUUUCUCCUCUUCCUUCCCCUGCAUCUGUCCAGUCUGCAUUUAUAAGUGUGAUGACUCCUUGUUUUUUGCUUAAAUAUGAAGGCAACGUCUCCAACCUGCCUCACUGGCUGGGAGGUUUACACUGCUCUAGCUGCCGAAAGGACACAGCUAGUUAUGGAUCCCGGUAGGCAAACUGCAUGCAAAUAUAGAACUUCGAAGAGCUGGAAACCUUUGAAACAUCACAAGAAAUAGGGCGGUCUGAUCAUCUUUAACAGUGUUUAUGAUGUUCAAGCUCAUCACAUGUGAAUAUGUUGAGAAUUGGGCACUGUGGUAUUCAAAAACAAAUGGAGAUAGUUUGCUUAAAAUAGAAUGUGGUAUUCUGUUUAAUAAGAAAAAAGUAAUGCUGAGAUACUUCAGAAAUCCAAAUUUUUAAUGAAUUAUUCCAUGCAUGGAAGCCACUGGUGUUUCCAUUAACCCUAGGUGCAGGAAAAGAGCAGAAACAUAUUUAUAGUAAAAUAUUCAACAUUACAGUCUGUUGCUUCUGUAUGUCUGAAGCUGUAUCUGGUAGUUGGUUGUAGAUGGUUAGUUUGUUAUUUAUUCUCAAGAAACACAGUGUGUGACUGGGUCAGAGCAGGCGCAGCUGUGCCCCCUACUGUGUUGUACAUGAAGCAAGGAUGUAUCUGUAUAGCAAGUAUGCAUUCAACAGUAAAUUCCCCAGAUCUUUAUCUAUCACCAUUAUACAGAGGGCAAUUCUCUGUGCAUCACUGAUUCACCUAUCAGGAAAAACUCUGGGACUAUAAUCUUGUGGCCUUUUUGUGAAGUGCCUGAAAAGUACUGUUUACAAAACAAUGCAUCUUUUCUGAAUUUAUAAUUUUUCUGUUGAAAGUUAAAAUAAAGAAUUGCUUAUUUAAA